AUGAAACAUGUUAGAUUUCCUCAAUGGAAGCAUGAAAUAGCUUUGAGUAAAAAUCAAACAAGCAAUAUCCGCAAGAUAAGACUAUUGAAAAAGGAAACGACGACUUCAACUAUUAUUAGAGUAGAAAAAUUAAAUUCCAGUAAUAAAGGACAAAUGGAGCUCAACCAAGAUAGUCACGUUUUCAGUAAUUUGUGA
Molecule: messenger RNA, 195 nt
Organism: Priceomyces carsonii
Lineage: Eukaryota; Fungi; Ascomycota; Pichiomycetes; Serinales; Debaryomycetaceae
Exons: 1
Coding region: 1-195 (64 amino acids)
Source: RefSeq, a predicted model, not a curated record